This is a messenger RNA of Amphiprion ocellaris (clown anemonefish), 1818 nucleotides long. RefSeq names its product blood vessel epicardial substance (gene popdc1). The coding region runs from base 175 to 1254 and encodes 359 amino acids. The record is from RefSeq and is a predicted model, not a curated record. Gene Ontology annotation, molecular function: cAMP binding. The transcript has 8 exons. Lineage: Eukaryota; Metazoa; Chordata; Actinopteri; Pomacentridae. Gene Ontology annotation, cellular component: sarcolemma.
UCUCAGGCACCACUUUCAACUUCUUUCCUAUUUUAGUCUGAGAGCUGUGAGGAAUGUGCAGACCCUACCAGAGAGCACACACCAACACACUCAAGUCUUUCACACAAACCUGUCGCUCUUCUUUCCUCCUCAGACUUCCACCGGCUGCUGUUCAAUCGGUGACUCUGCAGCAGGAUGUCUUCAACCCCAGAGCCACCCUUCCUCUUCUCCACAUUGCCCUUGUUCCCUUCAUCCACUCCAGUAGUCUCUACUGUGGAACCCAACGGCACCUCUUGCCAUGAGUGGGAGCAGACCCACCACCUGCUCUUCCAUCUGGGGUACUUGUCUCUGCUGCUGGGCCUGAUCAUCCCUACCACCCUGGGUCUGCACAUGAUUCUGCUGCGCCUCCUCCUGAUGACAGGAUGCAGUCUCUUCAUUGCCUGGGCAACAUUGUACAGGUGCAACAUGGAUGUGAUGGUUUGGAAUGUGGUAUUUCUUGUGGUAAACUUCAUGCACUUGUUCUUCCUUCUGUACAAGCGCAGACCGAUUAAGAUCGACAGAGAGCUGCGGUCAGUCUACAAGCGGAUGUUUGAGCCUCUCCACGUGCAGGAGGCUUUGUUUCAGAGGCUCACAGGACAGUUCUGCACCAUUCAGACCCUGAAGAAAGGCCAGGCGUAUGCUGCUGAGGACAAGACCUCUGUGGACGAACGCCUCAGCAUUCUCCUGAAAGGAAAGAUGAAGGUGUCGUACCGGGGCCAUUUCCUUCACAACAUCUAUACCAAUUCAUUCAUCGACUCACCAGAAUUCAGGUCAACUGAGAUGCACAAAGGAGAGAAGUUUCAGGUGACCAUCAUGGCAGAGGAGAACUGCAAAUUCCUGUGUUGGUCUCGAGAGAGGCUCACCUACUUCCUGGAAUCAGACACUUUUUUAAAUGAAGUGUUCAGAUAUCUCAUCGGCAAAGACAUCACCAACAAACUGUACUCUCUGAAUGAUCCAACACUCAGUGACAAGGCAGUGAAGAAGAUGGACCGUCAGCCCAGCCUGUGCUCUCAGCUGUCUAUGAUGCAGAUGAGAAACAGCAUGGCGAGUACCAGCGACACUGAUGACGUACUUAACCAGAUCCUACGUGGAGGAUCGGCUGGGUCAUGUCAAAUAUCACCUGGCACCAAGUCUUCCUCAAAAAUGAAACGUAUAGAAGAAGGCAUGGAAGAUGACGUUUUUGAGGAAUCUGCACAUUCUCACCAUAUGCCCAACACUUUGACUGAUGAGGUGUAGUUGGCAAGGGAAGAAUACACAAGAUCCAUACAUGUUAUGUAAACCUAUUGAGUAACGUAACAGAUCAUGAUCAAUAAAUUGACAUGCUCAUUAUUUAGGCAUUGCCAAAUAUGUUUGUGGUUAUUUCUAAACUGUUAAAAUUGAAUAGUUUAUCCACCGGAGAGCUUGACAAGUUUUUUUUUUUCUCACCGUAAAAUGUAAUUAUAUUUCUUGCCAACAGUUUUUUGAAAACAGUGUCAGCAAAAUGUUUACUUUUAUGUAAAAGAAAACACGCAGCAAUAAAAAAACCUCCAGUGUUGGUCACUACACUGUCAUAAUAUUUUAUGUCAUGAAUUUUAUGAUAGAAUCUUUGUAGUGACAAUUUCUUAUGGAGACAUUUUUUUAAGCACUGUAUUCUUUAGAAAAUGAAAGAGAAACUUGUGCACUUUGUGUGUUUAAUAAGUAUUUGGAGAAAGAUGCCUUAUCCAAAUACUGUUUGCUGUUUGGACUGUUAAAGCUUUAGGAUCAGUUGUCAUUGUGAUUUUAAUGUUGUACCACAAUAAAUGUCUGUGAUCUGUCAUCUCA